GGCAAACAAGGGCCCUACAUCCACACCCAGCACAGGCCCGCAGGAAUCGCCACGAGGGUAGACACCUGAAGAAAACCCACUGAGGGCGCCGCGCUUUUACGCCCUUCGCGGUGAUAAGACCGCGCCGCCUGAAGAGCUCGACACUUGGCGACACCUUCGGCGCUAGCACAGACGCCAAACAUCAAGACGAGAAACAGAGAACAAGGAGCAACGAACUGAACCAAACGGGAAAACGAAACAGAGGGGCCAAGGCGUGCCGCCAUGAGGAGGGGCGGACCUUGGGGGGGCAAGCGAAUCAGGGCGGCACAAGCUCGCGCCUCUUGUUUGGAGAGAGCUCCAGCGCUUGGAGGUCUCGGAGCUUGCCCGCGACCAUGCGACCAGAGCGGGGCGGGCGACCUGGGAGGCUUCUAGCUUGCUGGCGUUCUUCGGGGUUGUCUGUGUUUCUGGGUGGCGGGCUGCGCUUUCUUUUCUGUUCUGUCGUCUCUUCUCUUGUCUCUGUCCUCUGCUGUUGUUGGUUUGUUCGCCGUCGGGGGCUCUGCUGGUUUGUGUCAGUCUGGGCUAGAAAGCCCGCAGGCGUGCCUCCGCCCCAAGUCUUCAAGGGAUGAAGGCGUGCCGCCUUUGUUCGGCGUCUUUCUUGAGUCUCUCUCUCUUAGAGUAGUCGGGGUUCGCCUCGUAUUAAAAUUCAUUGGAGGCAGCCAGACUUGGUUGCGUCGUAUUUCUGCUGAAAGAAUGAGCAACGUCGAGCACCUGUCGAGAUAAUUGCAGGACUUGGCUCCCCGUGCGGUAGCUAGAUUCUUGCUGUUAGUGAUAGUGACGGCAUCUUGCUUCGCUUCGUUUCUGAUAGGUGCUUGCACUUCUUUACUUUGUCUAUGAGCACAGUAGGCACGUGAAUCAGUCUAGAAGAAAUGAGCUUGACCGCGAGGUGUGUCUUUUGGUGCUAGUCAUAAGUAUGACGGUGCUUAUUGUUGGUUUCAGCAUCGAUGAGUGAUGUUGGCGCGAUGGUUGCUGCUGGUUUGAGCCCUGACGAAUGGCGCUGGCAGCUGCAGCAAUGGUUGGAUUAUGGAUAGGCUUUAGAGACGUUUCAGCUACCACUGUUCGCUUUGCCUUUCUCAAGGGGGAAAGGCAAAGCAAGGGAACGGUGUAAGAGAACACGAAAAGGCAGAUUCCAGCUUCUAAUGUGGCAAUCCGAUGGAGCCUGAAGAAGAGCCGGACCAGGUUCGGGAGCUCAUGGCGAGGAUCCGCGCAGAGCGAGACACCCGAUACAUGGACUGGACCUGGCAUGCCAUCCGACUAGAGGAACAAGAUAAGAACUAUUUUGCAAUGGAGGCUCGUUACACGCAGGAGAAGAUAUUGCUAAGAGUGUUGCCGUUCCAAUUGCGUAAUGGUCUGUAAUCAUGAUUAAUAUUCUUCACCAAGAAUGUAGUUUUUACUAAUAUAUCAGGAGUCGCAUCGAGAUCGAGGACGUAACUCUUUGAGACGCCUUCGAUCAUUACUUUAUUAGUUCAAGCUAUAAGGAGACGGCAAUAUAUUUAAUUGUGAAGGCUCCUUCGGGUUGGGGGGCUACAGUCUGGGGAAAAGAUCAGCUGUAAGUAUGGAAAUUAUUUUAUAGUAAAAGCACAAUGAGUAAAAGUAAGAGUCGUUUCUAACUGAAGCGUGCCGGGAAGUCGAAGAACGAUGCGAGAACCGAGUGCGUGCGAUGGAAAGGAGGCUGCAAUCUGCAGAGAAGAAGCAGAGGGAGCAAGAAAAUCGAGCACGCUGGCACCAAGUGUGCUCUUGGUGCUGUAUUCUAUUCGUUAUAGGAUGUGGCUGGUAUUUCCACAGCAAGUACUAGGCUGAUGAGAUAUGGAUUGACGUAUUUGAAGGUGGUAAGUCCAAUAGGAUUCAAUAUAGACACUUUUCCUUCUCCGGUCGGGGAUGAAAGACUUCAAUUUUUAGGAAUAAGAAUCAUCUUAGUUGCUCAGCAACAGCAGACGUUUCUCACGCAAGAAAAACCGAACGCAGUCGCUCAGCAGAAGAAAGGCCUCCACCACUACAGGUAGUUGUGCCGACAAGGACAGUGCAUCACUCUUGAUAGAAUUGGGCUCUCUCAUGUUGUUCCAUGUGCUGGCAAUGUUUUUGCUGCAUCUGUCCUAGCACCUGAUUGCACUUUCAACAUUGGCGUCCGUCAUGCGUGUUCGUGUUCGCAGCUCUAUCUUCUCUCACGAUCUCGCAAAAACAAGACACUUAGCC
This is a messenger RNA of Amoebophrya sp. A25, 2229 nucleotides long. The record is from the annotation of a GenBank genome assembly. NCBI's taxonomy places the organism in Eukaryota, Dinophyceae, Syndiniales, Amoebophryaceae.